AUGUCAUCAAAUUACACACCUGAUAUUGAAUAUGAUUAUUUAUUUAAAAUAUUAAUUAUUGGUGAUAGUGGAGUAGGAAAAACAGCAAUUUUACAACGAUUUGCUCAAAACUAUUUUUCAAAUGAAUAUUUCGCUACUAUUGGUGUUGAUUUUCAAAUUCGAACAGUUAAUGUUGAUACAAAACGUUGUAAAUUACAAGUAUGGGAUACAGCUGGUCAAGAUCGUUUUAAAUGUGUUGUAUCAUCAUUUUAUCGUGGUGCACAUGGUGUUAUGGUUUGUUUUGAUAUAACGGAUGCUCAAAGUUUUCGUAAUGUUGAUAACUGGCUUGCCGAAGUAAAAAAAUUUCGUGUAGAUCAAACACCUGUUUAUCUUGUUGGUACAAAAUCUGAUUUACAAUCGAAACGUGCGAUCUCUGAUUCAACAAUAAAAACAUAUGCUGAUACAAAAAACUUAUCUUAUAUUGAAACAAGUUCAAAAGCGAAUGAAAAUGUUGAAAAUUGUUUUAUUGAUUUUGCACGAACAUUAGUUACAUAUACUGAUCAAGUAGAAAUAAAUCAUAAAAGUAAACAAAUAGAACAACCACCGGUUACCAUAGGUGAUGAAACAAAGCCGGUCACGACUGGUGGAUGUAUAGGAGAACAUAGAUGUACCAUUUAA
Molecule: messenger RNA, 657 nt
Organism: Rotaria sp. Silwood2
Lineage: Eukaryota; Metazoa; Rotifera; Eurotatoria; Philodinida; Philodinidae
Source: the annotation of a GenBank genome assembly